Messenger RNA from Penaeus vannamei (Pacific white shrimp), 405 nucleotides. The record is from RefSeq and is a predicted model, not a curated record. Lineage: Eukaryota; Metazoa; Arthropoda; Malacostraca; Decapoda; Penaeidae.
AUGGAACAUCUAAACAAAAAGUAUCUGUUGUCAAACCGGCAGUACGAGUUCCGCAAAAAUCGUUCUGCGGCCGACUUGCAGCUGCUGAUGACAGCCGAUUGGACUGCUCCGCUUGAUCGAAGCCAACGCACUUGUGCUCUUGCUCUCAACAUUGAGAGAGCAUUUGACAGGGUUUGGAAUCUUGACUUGCUCGAAAAAUUGAAAUGCUACGGCGUCGACAGCAAUCUCUUGGAGCUGCUAAAGCACUAUCUACAUGGCAGACAGAUGAGAGUCGUAUUCACAGGAAAUCGAAAUUGUGGGAACCGUCUUCGACAAAAAGCUAACCUUCAAGAGCCACAUCGAAAGCCUUGCAAGAAGAGCUUCGCAGAAACUCGCAUCCUUCAGGAGGAUCAGUUGGCUGCUUGA